Rotaria sordida is the source of this 279-nucleotide messenger RNA. NCBI's taxonomy places the organism in Eukaryota, Metazoa, Rotifera, Eurotatoria, Philodinida, Philodinidae. The record is from the annotation of a GenBank genome assembly.
AUGUAUGCCGAUAUGAUUUGUGAUGUUAUGCCACCUAUACCUGAAGAUGGUGGUGGCAAUGGUACCAAUCUGGAAGGUACUGGAUCAGAUAAUGGUGAAGAAGCUGAAGCAAAUAUUGAACAGUUAAUGGUAUCAAUGCUUGAAGAACGUGAUAAAUUACAAGAAAAAUUACGUGAAACAGAAGAAACAUUAAAUACAUCACAACAAAAAUUAGGUGAUAUUGAAAAAGAACGUGAUGUUUUAUUACGUCAAUUAUCACUUAAUGCUCCACAGUUAUAA